AUGCAAGUUACGCAAAUCACAAGUCUGAUCACGCGCUUUCAGUUUUUCCUUGUCUGCUGUUUAUUCGCCACUGGCUUUGCCAAGCCGGCGGUGUUCCUCGGCUAUCAAGACAGCCUGGGCCAAUACAGUUUCGGCUACAGUGCGCCAGGAUCGGCUAGAUCAGAAGUCAGAACGGCUAAUGGCGCGACCAGAGGCACUUACAGCUACAUCGACGAGACCGGCGUCAUCCAGACCACGCAAUACAUCGCCGACGGCGAGCAUGGAUUCCAGGUGAUCGCCACGAAUUUGCCGCAGGCGCCGCUUCCGGUCCAGGACACGCCGGAAGUGGUAGCCGCGCGCACGGCGCACCUUCAGGCUCUAGAACUGGCAGCGCGGAGAGACGAAGAGGCUCAGAAUCAAGAGAUUCAGGAAAACGCGCAGGAAAGGAAAAUUGAGGGGAACCAAAGUAACGCGCUUCUCAGCAGAUCGCAAGAGCCGGAAGCUAAGUCCGUGGAAAAUCGGCAGCAGAAAGUAGAGCAAAAAGUAACGAAGAGCGCCGAAAAUGUUGAGUUAAAGGAAAAUAGUGACGAGACUCUGCAAGCAGUUGCAUCUAAAAGUGGCGUUGAUAAGGAGAGCGAGAAGUUGCAAGGAGCCCACGAGGAAUCUUCCGGAAAAGCAUCGCAGGAAAUUCUCCAUGACGCGAAUGUUCCAGUGAUUCCGUUAAUUUCCACUCACGAGCGAUUACCUCAAUCAUUGGUGCAACCCGCGAUGGUGCCGAUAUUUCGGAUCUCCCUUGGAAACCAGGAGAUUGAGCCUUCCGCCAUACCGGAGUCAUCGAUCGUGCAAGGUGCUUCCGGCAUAGUCACGCCGGCUGGGACAGCCUUGAAGAGCGGAGCGAUAUUGACUAAGGAAGCUGCGACGCCGGAGAAGAAACAGCAACCUGCGAGCGAACAAGCUCACGCUGUCAAUACACUGUUCGCGCCGCUGAGCACAGUUCCGCUGAGUUCUUCGAGUUUCAUUAGAUACGCAUCGCCGGUGUCUCUUUACUAUGUCACUUACAACACUCUGUGA
Messenger RNA from Linepithema humile (Argentine ant), 1050 nucleotides. RefSeq lists its product as uncharacterized. The record is from RefSeq and is a predicted model, not a curated record. NCBI's taxonomy places the organism in Eukaryota, Metazoa, Arthropoda, Insecta, Hymenoptera, Formicidae. Gene Ontology annotation, cellular component: chitin-based extracellular matrix. Gene Ontology annotation, molecular function: structural constituent of chitin-based larval cuticle.